Stegostoma tigrinum is the source of this 1525-nucleotide messenger RNA. Its product is annotated as rabankyrin-5-like. The record is from RefSeq and is a predicted model, not a curated record. The transcript has 11 exons. Gene Ontology annotation, molecular function: protein binding. The annotation marks the transcript as partial. Lineage: Eukaryota; Metazoa; Chordata; Chondrichthyes; Orectolobiformes; Stegostomatidae.
GGGCGGGGGAGAGUUAGGAAACGAACGGCCGGUUAUCGCGAGAGCGGCUCAGGCCAAGAUGGCGGAAGAGGAGGUUGCUAAGCUGCAGAAACACCUGGCCCUUCUCCGCCAGGAGUAUGUGAAAAUGCAACAGAAGCUGGCAGAAACAGAGAAGAGAUGUACCAUGCUCGCAGCCACAUCUACAGUAGAAAAUGCCAGUGACUCCUUUGUUUGCCGACUUCUGUCUAUUGUGUCUGAGCUUUAUCAGCAAGAACAAUACAGUGAUCUGAAAGUGAAGGUUGGGGGAAAGUACAUCAACGUUCACAAGUUUGUUUUGGCAGCACGCAGUGAUACCUGGAGCCUGGCGAAUCUUGCUUCUACUGAUGAACUUGACCUGUCAGAUGCAGAUCCAGAAGUAACUAUGGCAAUGCUCCGAUGGAUUUACACAGAUGAACUUGAACUGAAGGAGGAUGAUGUAUUCCUCACUGAACUAAUGAAACUAGCUAAUAGAUUUCAGCUAUAUCUCCUCCGAGAAAGGUGUGAAAAAGGAGUAAUGUCACUCGUUAAUGUUAGGAACUGUAUUCGCUUCUAUCAGACUGCAGAGGAGCUAAGUGCAACUACGUUGUUGAACUACUGUUCUGAGAUUAUUGCCAGCCAUUGGGAUGAUCUGCGGAAAGAUGACUUCAGUAGCAUGACUGCACCUUUGCUGUAUAAAAUGAUUAAAUCAAAGACGGAAUACCCUUUGCAUAAAGCCAUCAAAGUCGAAAGAGAAGAUGUUGUAUUUCUCUACCUCAUUGCGAUGGACUCCCAGUUGCCUGGUAAACUGAAUGAACUUGAUGAUAAUGGAGACCUGGCCUUGGAUCUGGCACUGUCUCGACAGCUGGAAAGCAUUGCAACCACGUUGGUUAAUAACAAGGCAGAUGUUGAUAUGGUUGAUAAGAAUGGCUGGAGUUUGCUUCACAAAGCUAUCCAAAGAGGUGAUGAAUUUUCAGCUAGUUUCCUAAUUCGAAAUGGUGCUCGUGUGAAUGCAGCUACAUAUGGAGAGCAGGAGACACCUCUUCACCUCGUGGCCUUGUACAGUCUUAAAAAGCAUUCAGUGGAAACAAUGGCGGGAAUGGCACGUAUUGCACAAGCACUGGUGGAAGCAUCGGCCAAUUCAAACAUGCAGGACAGCAAAGGGCGGACACCUUUACACACCUCUAUACUGGCAGGCAAUGAGUAUGUUUUCACACAGCUGCUGCAAUGUAAACAAUGUGACCUGGAGCUGAAGGACCAUGAAGGAAGUACAGCACUAUGGUUAGCACUCCAGGAUAUAACAGUAGACUCUGAUCAGUCGGUGAAUCCAUUUGAUGACGUUCCAGUUGUGAAUGGUACCUCGUUUGAUGAGAAUAGCUUUGCUGCAAAACUUAUUAAGCGGGGUAGUAAUCCAGAUGCUCCUGAUGCAAAAGGGAAUUGUCUAAUGCAAAGAGCAUCGGAGACUGGCAAUGAAGCUGCUGCACUCUUCCUGGUUGCUCAUGGGGCUAAGGUUAACCACACCAAUCACUUG